AUGCCGUACAUCAAAGGUUGCAUGCCAUCCAAAUAUUCGCUCCUUCUUAUGCUGUUUGCAUGUGCGCUAGUAUCGUUGGUAAUUACAGCGUGUGUGUUUAUGCGUAGCAGAGAUGUGAUGAGUGUGGCUGUGAGUAAUGGUGGGAUACGUAUGGGAGAAUUUGUGGAUGGUGAUGCGGGAGAGUUUAUCGAUGAUGGUAGGGUGAGUAGUGAGGGGACGGUAAGUGGUGAGGAGGUGCGUGAUAGUAGGGUACAUCCUACGGUAAAGGAAAGUAAUGAGCAUAGUGCUGCUGCGCAGGGGAUGGUAAGUGGUGAUUGUGUUGUUAGCGAGAAUGAUGCUCAAGUUGAGGAGUCUGUUGAUGGGAAUGAUGCUCAAUUUGAGGAGUCUGUUGAUGGGAAUGAUGCUCAAUUUGAGGAGACUGUUGAUGGGAAUGAUGCUCAAUUUGAGGAGUCUGUUGAUGGGAAUGAUGCUCAAUUUGAGGAGUCUGUUGAUGGGAAUGAUGCUCAAUUUGAGGAGACUGUUGACGGGAAUGAUGCUGACCAAGGAAAUUGCUGCAUCGAUCGCAGUGGUAAUGAACAAAUACUUGAAAACGAAGAGGAAGUGCAACCGGAAAGUGCAUCACCAAGCAAACUAUCGCUACCGAACGGAAGAGAGUGCUCCGCUCCUGAACUACCAAUUUGGGCUUGCGAUGUGCGCUCUCGUGAAUCAGCCCAUCACUGUUCAGAUGAUGAUCUUGACAUCGAAUUCUUUACACAGUUAAGCUUGUAUAUGAUCAACCAGAUCAACUCCAUGAAUAAAAGCAUUGGUACAGGGAGUGACGUGCCUGUGGAUAUUGCGAAGAAUGUUUUUGAACGUGUGAAUGAGUUUAGAAAGCAUUUGCAGUACCGUGUGGAUGAAUCUGCAGCACAAAGAUCUGCUUACCAAGCCAGGAUGUCGCUAAUGCGUAGUUGAGUACGAAGUUAAAAGUGAUUUAACCAG
This is a messenger RNA of Vavraia culicis subsp. floridensis, 978 nucleotides long. RefSeq lists its product as uncharacterized. Bases 1 to 951 code for a protein of 316 amino acids. Lineage: Eukaryota; Fungi; Microsporidia; Pleistophoridae. The transcript has a single exon. The record is from RefSeq and is a predicted model, not a curated record.